Sturnus vulgaris (Common starling) is the source of this 1788-nucleotide messenger RNA. NCBI's taxonomy places the organism in Eukaryota, Metazoa, Chordata, Aves, Passeriformes, Sturnidae. The record is from RefSeq and is a predicted model, not a curated record.
CGAGUGGCACCUCGUGUGGCUGGCAGUGCCUCGGUGGUUGCCGGAGGCUCAGAGCCUUACCUUCUGUCAGUCCGGCUCGCUUGGCGGCAAUAGGGCGUCACGUCGGUGAGAAAACAUGAGCCGAGAUUUCAAACCCGGAGACUUGAUCUUCGCCAAGAUGAAAGGUUACCCCCAUUGGCCGGCCAGGGUGGAUGAAGUUCCUGAUGGAGCAGUAAAACCUCCUAUGAAUAAAAUGCCUAUUUUCUUUUUUGGCACCCAUGAGACGGCAUUUUUGGGGCCAAAGGACAUAUUCCCUUACUCAGAAAAUAAAGAUAAAUAUGGCAAGCCAAAUAAAAGAAAGGGUUUUAAUGAAGGGUUGUGGGAAAUCGACAAUAAUCCCAAAGUGAAAUUCUCUCAUCAGCAGCCCCAUCCAGCCAUUAACACUCCUAUCAAUGAAACUGUUGAAGAAAGCAGUCAGGAGCCUGCUGAGGGGAGUGAAGAAAAAGUGGGAGCCAAGAGAAAAAAGUGUUCUGUCCCAAAAUUAUCCCCGAAAGGGGAUAAUAACUUACCUACAGAAGCUGAAACAGAAGAAAAGGAGAUGGAUACUUCAAAGGAAGAUGAUCUGCCUUCUGACAAAACCAGUAAAGAAGAUGUGGUGAAAACAAAUGAUGCUUCUAUUCCUAAAGUUGCUAGAAGAGGAAGAAAAAGAAAGUCUGAAAAACAAGCUGAAGCUGAAGAAGUAGCAGCAGGGGCAGCAACAACUACUGGGCCAGUGUCUCCAAAAGUAAGCCCCAAAAGAGGAAGACCAGCAGCUUCUGAAGUAAAAGUCCCCAAACCAAGAGGGAGACCCAAGUUGGUGAAACCAUCAUGUCUUUCAGAGGGUGACUUUGUUAAUGAGGAGGAGAAGGCAAAGAAAAAAGGACCAGAAGAAAAGCCCAAAAAGCAAGGGAAAAAAGAUGAGGAAAGUCAGAAGGAAGAGGAGAAAUCAAAGAAAGAAUUUGAUAAAAAGGAAGGAAAGAAAGAAACUGAACCAAAAAGGAAAAAUAUUGCAAAAGUGGGUUCUGCAUCAGCUUCUGAUUCUGAAGAUGAAGGAGAAGAACAAGAAGGGGACAAGAAGAAAAAAGGGGGAAGAAGCUUUCCAGCAGCUCACAGAAGAAACACUGUAAGAAGCCAGCAUGAGAGAGAAGUAACGGAAAGAAAGCGUAAGCAAGAGGAACAGACAGAACCUGAAUCGCAGAAUAAAGAAGAAGGCAAGAAAGCAGAAGUUAAGAAGAUUGAGAAGAAGAGAGAAACUUCAGUGGAUUCUAGGCUUCAAAGGAUACAUGCAGAAAUAAAGAAUUCCCUGAAAAUUGAUAACCUUGAUGUGAACAGGUGUAUUGAGGCCCUUGAUGAGCUUGCAUCACUUCAAGUCACAAUGCAACAAGCUCAGAAACAUACAGAGAUGAUCUUAACUCUCAAGAAGAUCCGGAAGUUUAAAAUCAGCCAAGUUAUCAUGGAGAAAUCUACAAUGCUAUAUAACAAGUUCAAGACCAUGUUUCUUGUUGGGGAAGGAGAUUCUGUUCUUUCCCAAGUACUAAAUAAAUCACUUGCUGAGCAAAAGCAGCAUGAAGAAGCUAAUAAAACCAAAGAACAGGGGAAGAAAGGAUCAAACAAAAAAACUGAAAAGGAAAAAGACCAAACAGGUUCAAAGAUUCUGAAUGGAGGAUCUGAAGCCCAGGACACCAACCAGUCACAACACAACGGAGAAAAUGCUGAAGAAAAGAAAGAUAGGCAUGAAGUUGGCAGUAAGAAAAAGUGACAUGUGGUGGA